AUGAGCUUAUUCUCUGACAUGAUAGAAGAGAAAAUGAAGGUAUUUAUGGAUGAUUUUUCUGUAUUUGGUGAAUCAUUUGAUAGUUGCUCACUGAACUUAGAGAUGGUGUUGAAAAGAUGUGAAGAGACAUACCUCAGACUUAAUUGGGAAAAAUGUCACUUCAUGGUCACUAAGGGAAUUGUCUUAUGUCAUAAGGUGUCGAAAAAGGGCUUAGAAGUAGAUAAAGCAAAGACCUCUGUUAUUGAGCAACUUCCCCCUCCAUCAAAUGUGAAGGCUGUGAGAAGUUUCUUAGGCCAUGCUAGCUUUUAUCAUCGAUUUAUCAAGGAUUUCUCUAAGAUUACCAAGCCACUCUGUCAGCUACUUGAGAAAGAUACACCCUUCAACUUUGAUCAAGAUUGUUCGAAAUCUUUUAAAGAGCUUAAGAGACAAUUGAUAUCUACUCCAAUCAUUAUUGCUCCUGAUUUGUUAUUGCCAUUUGAGGUGAUGUGUGAUGCAAGCGACUAUGCAGUUGGAGCUGUUCUUGAGCAAAGGAAGGAAAAUGUAUUUCAUCCAAUUUACUAUGCUAGGCCUUUUAGGGUGAUUUCUGUGGCACCAAGUGGAGCUGUGGAGGUCAAAGAUGAAAGAACAGGUGAUUGCUUCAAGGUGAAUGGGCAAAGACUCAAACAUUAUCAUGGUGAAGUAGAUCGACCAAAGAUGGUCUACUACUUAUUUACGCCUUCCUAA
Molecule: messenger RNA, 723 nt
Organism: Neltuma alba
Lineage: Eukaryota; Viridiplantae; Streptophyta; Magnoliopsida; Fabales; Fabaceae
Exons: 2
Coding region: 1-723 (240 amino acids)
Source: RefSeq, a predicted model, not a curated record